GAGAAAUGUAACACAGGGGAAAAGUUGUUGAGAGCAGUGUACAGCGGAUAGAAACUGUUUAGGUUAAUUUGGCAGGUGAGCAGGUGAGAAACACAAGAAGGAGGCGGCUGGCUACGGGAACAUUUGAUCCGCAGACAGGUUUGAAACUCAAGCAUCUUUCAGCGCAUCCACCCCGGUGUAGCCUAUAUAUAAGCCAGCUGUCAGCGGGCACCACAAAGCCUUAUCUAUCGCCUGCUGCUUUGGACCUGGACGGAGAGGAAGUCGAGCCAACAGCGGACCAACAUGUCACUCACCUCAAUUCUUUCAGCUGAGGCCAUUGAAAAUGCUGUCAAGGACUGUCAAGCUCCGGAGACAUUCUGCUACAAAAAGUUCUUCCAGCUGUGUGGCUUGUCCUCAAAGACGCCCCAGGAAGUCAAAGACGUCUUCCAGAUCCUUGAUGAGGACAACAGCGGCUUCAUUGAGGAGUCUGAGCUCAAGUACUUCCUGCAGAGGUUUGUCCCCGGGGCGCGGACACUGACCGAGGCAGAAACCAAGAACUUCAUCUCAGCAGCUGAUGAUGACAGUGACGGCAAAAUUGGAGUAGAGGAGUUCCAGGCUAUGGUCCUGUCCUGAGUUUGACAGAUGAUAAGAGCUCAAGUCCUCAGGUCUUCAGUCCUCUCCUCACCCAUGGAGUCUUCUGAUCCCAGCUUCCAUUCCCAGUGAUUUGCGCUAAUUGUUUUUAAAUGACCUUUUGUCCAUUUAAAGACAACAGACUUUUGAUGUGUCUUUCCACUGUGUUGGUCCAUGUUUUAUUUUAUGUGCACACAACACCUCUGUCAAUGAAUGAGACAAAUAAACAUGUGUGGAAACAU
Messenger RNA from Sander lucioperca (pikeperch), 851 nucleotides. It is a transcript of the gene pvalb9, whose product is annotated as parvalbumin 9. Gene Ontology annotation, cellular component: nucleus; cytoplasm. Lineage: Eukaryota; Metazoa; Chordata; Actinopteri; Perciformes; Percidae. The record is from RefSeq and is a predicted model, not a curated record. The coding region runs from base 283 to 612 and encodes 109 amino acids. The transcript has 5 exons. Gene Ontology annotation, molecular function: calcium ion binding.